Messenger RNA from Ailuropoda melanoleuca (giant panda), 5195 nucleotides. RefSeq names its product sodium/potassium transporting ATPase interacting 2 (gene NKAIN2). NCBI's taxonomy places the organism in Eukaryota, Metazoa, Chordata, Mammalia, Carnivora, Ursidae. The coding region runs from base 356 to 997 and encodes 213 amino acids. The record is from RefSeq and is a predicted model, not a curated record. The transcript is spliced from 8 exons. Gene Ontology annotation, biological process: regulation of sodium ion transport.
GCGGCGGGGGCGAAACUUCGCGGCCAGAUGCCUGAAGGCGCGGCGGCGCUGCGAGGCUGCCGCUGCUGCCCCUGCGGGCCCCGGGCGCGUCUCCGCGGGCGGCGCUGCCCGCGGCACGGCGUGUGCACCGAGCGAGUGAAGGUAUGUUUGGCGGGCGCGGCUGGAGCUGCUGCCGCCACCGCCGCGCCAGCAGGUCCUAAUGCCUGUCACUUCCCAGGACGCUGGCAGCAGCAGCCCGGAGCCCCCGAGCCCUCGGCAGGUUUGCCUGUCCUUCCCCGCGAUCUGAUUGGAUAAAGUGGGGGCUCGACGGUGGCCGACGUGGGACAGUCUGGCUGUGGCAGGGGUCUCGGAAACCAUGGGUUAUUGCAGUGGCAGGUGCACGCUUAUCUUUAUCUGUGGCAUGCAACUGGUUUGUGUGCUGGAGAGGCAAAUAUUUGACUUCCUUGGAUAUCAGUGGGCACCUAUCCUGGCAAAUUUUGUACAUAUUAUUAUCGUCAUUCUUGGUUUAUUUGGAACUAUUCAAUAUAGACCUCGUUACAUAACAGGAUAUGCUGUCUGGCUAGUCCUCUGGGUUACCUGGAAUGUGUUUGUUAUCUGCUUCUAUUUGGAGGCUGGGGACCUCUCAAAGGAAACAGACCUUAUCCUGACUUUUAAUAUUUCAAUGCACCGAUCUUGGUGGAUGGAGAAUGGACCAGGAUGUACGGUGACUUCAGUGACACCUGCACCAGACUGGGCCCCAGAAGACCAUCGCUACAUCACAGUCUCAGGGUGUUUUCUGGAGUACCAGUACAUAGAAGUGGCUCACAGUUCCCUCCAGAUUGUCCUCGCACUGGCAGGGUUCAUCUACGCCUGUUAUGUUGUGAAAUGUAUAACUGAAGAAGAGGACAGCUUUGAUUUCAUAGGUGGCUUUGAUUCUUAUGGUUAUCAAGGGCCUCAGAAGACAUCUCAUUUACAACUACAGCCUAUGUACAUGCAAAUUCCCUUGGAUAACAACUGAUAACAAAUUCUAUAUAUCAGCAUCAAGUGAUAUGCUGAAUUGCAAGCGAAGAUCAAAAUAGAAAGUCGAAAUAAUACAGAUGGCUUCAGGCUGUCAGCUCCUGGACCUUUCAGAGAACUUGUUUCACAGUGGCCUCCUGCAUUUUAUGAAGAGCAAGAAGCAACUGAGUUUGAAUAUAUAUACAUAUUAACAAAACAAAUAUAAGCCUCCACAUACACUGGGACACGCAUACACAUACACACAUACACACACACACACACACACACACACACACACACACACACACACACACAGGCACAUACUAAUUCCACUUGGCCUCCUGUUUCUGACCGAAACAAACAUGCAGGACACGGCCAUCUUGGAUUUCCGGAAAGUAGGCUUCUUUCUCCCAGGCCUUUGGAAAGUUCCUAAGGAGACGUGUUGGUGCCCUCUGCUGGCCGUCACUAACUCCUCUGCAGCCCAGCCAGUCGGCCUCUGUGAGCUGCGAAGUCAUCCAGGGCGCGUUAGUUUGAGAGCCCUGUCUUCUGCACUCCAUACGUCUUGAUAGCACCACGGCUAUGUAGGCAAUGUAAUUGCAAAAACAAACAAAACAUGCCAUGAUGACCUUGUAACCGAAGUCCUAAAUGGCAGGUUGUUUGACCUAAAGGCGACACCGUACAUAUUUGCCUUAACCCACCUAAGUUGUGCGCCCGCCCGAGUCUCAGUGCAGACCUCUCCGAGUCACUUCCUUUAGGCUAACACACUGCUAUUAAUUCCGAAUGAGUUCGAGUCUGUGUGUUUCAUGUCAAGAAACAAGACUGCAUAGCUCAGCACCUCCAGUGUGUCCGUGUACGAAAACUGCCAGCUGUCAGCAAAGUACUUUCCCGUUGAACCUCCAUGGUGGCCCAAAACAGACAAGUGACAAUAACCACAACAAGAAUCGUCAUCUUUAUAAUUCUUAACUAUGAUCUUCUGAAGGGGUUGGGUGGGACAAAGUAAAACCUAUUAAUCUACUAAACUCAUUAAUCUACUGGAAGCAGAGAGCAGAAAUGGCUUAACUCAUUUUAUUUAUCGCACUCUAGGUGCUUUUAUAAGUAUCUACAAAUGUCUUUUACUAACACAGAAACAGCUGUGGAUUUCUAUCAACAGAGGCCAACUGAAUAUGUAUUAGCUAUGUUUACUCUUUUAUAUCUAAUUCCAAUCGAAAACCCUACGUAGGUGACCUUUUUUUCCUAACUUCAGCGUACGAGAUUAUUUUUCGGGUGGGCGGGGGGAGCAAUAGUUACCGUGGUGAAAUAUUUGAGAUCUCUUUGUGGUAUUUGGGGGAUCUGUUGUGUGUUAGAGUGUAUUUUAAUCCUCCUGUAUUAUUGUGGCAGAAAAACUGUGCUGUUAACGUAGUUGGCAACAAGAUGCCUUUGGAAACUUAAUAGUAGGUCAAUGUGUUUAUGGAAUAUUCUGAAUUCCUAGGAAAUUUUGUUCUAUAUAUUCAAGCAUUAUUUGGUUUUCAUUAGUGGAAAACAUAAUUAGCUCAGGCUUGUCAGGAACUCAGAAGAGUCAUGUUUUUUCUUGGAUCCACCUGAGACGCUAAAAUCAAUUUUUAAAAACCAAUACAACAUCCUUAAAUGCAGUGAAAUUGAGACUUGAAAAGUUAUAAAUUGGCAUGGAGCAAUGUUUUCUCUUGGUUUCUAUGUAGUUUCAGUUAUUGGGUUAACCUACUCUGGACCUUAGCCCAUCCAGAUCUACAUAAACCAGUCCCAUUACUGUGUUUGCAUGGAUGUCUGUGAAAUACACACAUAUACAUUUAAAAACGAUAAAGGAACAAAGGUGAUAUUGGAACAUAAACUACAAAAAAAUAAGUUCCAGCACUUGUGCUUGAAUUUUCUCAGUGGCUUGUAUAUGUUUGUCCAUACAUACAUGUAUAAAAUCUAUAAUUGCAAACAUGUCAGUGAAACCUCAUGGGCUGAUUUUAUAGUGACAUGCAUGUUUAAUGUAUGAGAAAACUAUUUAUCAAUGUAUUGUCCUCUGAUUCUUAAAAUAUAAAUACUAUACAUGCCAGAAACUACUCUAUUAAUGUGACUAUUAAAAUGAGGUUUCACUGUACAUUCAUGCUGUGAUGAGAUUCCACCUUCUAGGACAUGUAUAUGGAGUGAGAUUAAAGUGCACGGAGAACAAGCCCUCAUAUUCCCGCUUUAAGUUACAGCCAAGCUACCACCUAAUUACUACUAUCAUCGCCACCAAAAUUUUCAAAAACAGUUGUUGACUACUAAAAAGUAAUCAGUGGACAGGUCUUUUUUUGGGAGCAGUGAGCACAGUAGUGUGAUUAUAUCUGGAAAAACAUCUAAGUUGUACAGCUGAAUCCUCCUCAAAAUCCGGUGAAGAAUGCUAUUUUUCUAGGCUGAGCUUUUGUUAUAAACCUAAUAUUCAGAAGGCAAGAGUUACAAUCCUGAUGUGUCUUUUUUUGUUUUUUUUUGCGUUUGUUAAUUCCGAAUGUAUUUUUAACAGAGUGAUUUUUUUGACUUACUAGUGUAAUUUGCAUUUUAAAAAUAAAUGGAAAAACAAUUAAGUUUCUGAGCCAUCCCUGAAAGCCCCUGCUCCUUCUCACAGUGUAUUUGAUUAUGACAUUGAAAAGGAAACCCUAUUAAAUUUACAUGAAGCCAACGCUGCUGUUCUGUGCUAUGCAGGGAUGGAUGUGUCAGCAGUAAAAAGAAAUUGCCAGGUCAUGGCACCGUUUUAGCUCAGUCACAGGUAGUGCAUACUUUCAUUAUCCCCUAACACUAAGGGUUCUUUUAUGAAACUGCCUGGAAUAGACUUGCUGUCAUUUAGAGAACUUUUUUUUCCCCCCUUUCUACCUGGAAUUUAGAGUUAGCAUCAGGCUAAGAGCUGACAGAGGUGUUAGGGCACUAUAUUAAAAACCUUUGCUUAACAUAGGUAGGGUUUUUCAUUUUUUUAAAGGCCAAAUUGUUUAAAAUAAAAUAAUUUUAAAUACUCAUUUAUUCAUUAUUCCUUUGAUGACAUAGUCUUUGACAACACUCUCAGUGGAGCAUAUUGGGGUGGGCUGGGUAAGUAGAGAAGAUUAACCCCUGGCAUUUGUGGUUGCACAACCAUAAUUUCACAGUAUAGAUGAAAGGGAUAGAAGGUAGGGGGCUUAGACGGCUCCAGGCUUGGGCCGUCUCAGGCUUGAGCUGCUGUUGGGGUUCCUCUCACUGCACUCAGACACACAGCAGCCCCACCCCACCCCCGCCCCCAAGCUAAAAUGCAGAAAUUGAUUGAAAACAAAAAAGGCUUUGAGGCAGCAUUCCAAGAAGCUGAAGAUCAACUUGUAGUAUUUGACUUCUUGGCCACAUGGGGAGUCUUGUGAAUGAUCAAGCCUGUUUUUACUUUUGUUCCCUGUGUGAAAGAUAUGCUGAUGUGGUUCAUUGUGGAUGACUAUCAGGAUGUUGCUUCACAGUGUGAGGUCAAAGGCACAAUAUCUCCUUUGCAUAAAAAAAGACAAAAGUUAAUAAAGCAACUCUAUACAGGCACCCUAAAGAAAAGAUUCUGGCCUCUGGAGUUCUCAAAAAGGGUGUGCAUUUGGUAAAUAAUAAAUGUUAUUUGUUGAUGGUACCAAGAUCUUCAUUUGGUAACUGUUAAAAUCAUAAUCUCUAAUACAGUGAAGGAAACAGCCAACAUUCCAUUGUACUAUAAGGAGUGGACCAUAAAUUCAGAAAUCCAAACUCAUUUUAAGUAGGUCAUGUUGCGGCACAAACUUUUUGGAGAUCCAAGCACAUUUAUUACAGAGACGAUAAAUUAAGGCCCACAGAGGUAAGAAAUUACUCAAGUUUACCAUUUAUCCCGAAAAUGCAAAUAACUCACCAUUCCACACCAAAUUCUGUUAUGUGUACUCUGGUCAGAAUAGAAUAAACAAAAUCCCAGACAAUGGGGAUUUGUCAACUGACGCUGGACUGCUAAGUCAGAAUGAAACCUGAUAAGAAAGACCCUAAAACAGUAUAAAAUCAUGAAACGUGUCUGGAUUAUUGUGUACUAGGUUCCAUAUAGUCUCGGUGUGAAAUGUUUAAAUAUGUUUUAUUAUCUUCCAAUUCUUUUAAAAACCAAUAACUUGUACCCAUAUGUAAACAUAGUCAACCAAUUGUGUUUGUUUUCGGGGUUGGAAGUUUUUCUGUUAUUUCUUUUUUCUUUUAAGAUUUUAUUUAUUCAUUUGACAGAGAGAGAGAGCACAAGC